AUGGUGCCGGUGAUGCUGUCCCUUGUCUUUCAUGCCUAUUAUGGUGCCGGUGCAGCGGGCCGCCCCCGCGCCGAAAGGCGGAUCGUCGUCGACCCCACUGGUAUCCGCGUCGCUCCCGCCGCCACCGUCCAAAGACUGGGCGCCGCCGGCUCAGUAGUGGCGCGCGAAGUGGCAAACGAGCUGUGGACAUUGGUCAUUUUUGGGACAUGGAAAUGA
This is a messenger RNA of Parascedosporium putredinis, 216 nucleotides long. Lineage: Eukaryota; Fungi; Ascomycota; Sordariomycetes; Microascales; Microascaceae. The record is from the annotation of a GenBank genome assembly.